Molecule: messenger RNA, 2640 nt
Organism: Cynoglossus semilaevis (tongue sole)
Lineage: Eukaryota; Metazoa; Chordata; Actinopteri; Pleuronectiformes; Cynoglossidae
Product: transcription factor jun-D-like
Exons: 1
Coding region: 896-1852 (318 amino acids)
Biological process (GO): regulation of transcription by RNA polymerase II; regulation of cell cycle; regulation of cell population proliferation
Cellular component (GO): transcription regulator complex
Molecular function (GO): transcription factor binding; RNA polymerase II cis-regulatory region sequence-specific DNA binding; DNA-binding transcription factor activity, RNA polymerase II-specific
Source: RefSeq, a predicted model, not a curated record
UUUAGGCUACAGUGUCUAGUUGUUCUGUAUGCAACUCAGGGUUUCCUUUUCCGAUUUACCUAAAUACGUUUGAAUAAAUAAAGAAAUCUUUCCAGGGCUGUUGGGUGUUAAAGCAGCGUGGGUUUCCUUAAAAACGUUUGAUUACGGGUUACCCACGUUCUCCUAUACAGUCGUGGAAACUAAUAGUAUCCAACAUGACGAGAAGUCUUUUUCCUGGUUUUAUGGUAACAUAUUUUAAACUUAAAAACACAAGGAAGGGUUAGUUUAAGACUCGAGGACACCGCCGUAGAUCUUACAUUCUUUUCUGUUCCUUCUUGUAAAGGUCUGCGUUGGAGGAAUCUUUUCUAUAGGGGCUGUUUUACUCUGUUCCUCCUUUCUUUGGCUUUCGCCUCCUGCACCUUCCUCCCCGCCCAGACUCUGCUCUCUCUUGGCGACCCUGAAGCUUUUUUAUGCUAUGACAUCAAACCACAAUGCAUUGCACUGUUUGUAGUUUAUCCCGAGUCUCCAUGGCAAUAAAGACCGGCUCGGCCCCUUAUUCAAAUUAAACCGGAAACCAACGUCAUUUCGGGCCAAUCUGCGCGCUCUAGAGUGACAUAAUGGAAUUUUUAGGGAUAGAAAGCGAGCGAGAGUCUGGCGCUGCGCAUAGCAGUCGUGCCAUCGGGAAAAGACAAUUUGAGAGCCGAAGAGCCGAGGAGCUCUGCCACAACAACAGCUGGAUGGUCCACUGACAGAGUGGCGACAUUUAACACACUCACACAGACGCGCAAGCGCGAAGGAUAAGCAGGAGCGGAGUCUCAUCAGAUAAGGAUCAGCUGAUUUCCUCAUGUUUUGGAUGGAUCUGGUCCACGUUUGUUAAUGCUUAACGCUCAAAAGUCCCUGGAGUGUAGGGUGUAGAAUGGAAACAACCCUCCCAGGCACCGAGGUCAACAGUCCGAGGGUUUCCAGCGCUUAUUCUCAUAGCACGAUGAUGAAGAAGGAAAUUAAUCUGAACCUGGACGAGCAGAACUCCGAGCUUAAAUCGAACCCGCUCCGAGACGCAGACGGACUUCUCAACUCUCCAGACUUGGCACUGUUGAAACUUACCUCUCCGGACCUGGAGCGUCUCAUCAUCCAGUCCAACGGCCUGGUCUCCGCCAACACUCCCAGCAACACUACCGGUAACCCGACUUCCCAGUUCCUCUACCCGAAGUCCGCCAGCGAAGAGCAGGAGUUCGCCGAAGGGUUCGUGAAGGCUCUGGAGGAUCUUCACAAGCAGAACCAGCUGAACGACGCGGGCUGCGUCUCUGUGGACAGACUGGAGCUCCUGGCUUCUUCUUCAAACGUAGUCGGAUCCACCGGGCUCCAGACGUCAGACCUUCCGGUUUACACCACUCUCACCGGGUAUGCGGCCAGCCCGCUCGGAGGCACAACCAUUAACUACUCCACGGACACCAUCCCAUUUCCGCCGCCUCCGUCCCAUUUGGCCAGUGCGCAGCAGCAGGCGGCCGCUGCGGCAGCUCUGUCACGGCUGCAGUCCGCCGGUGUGGUCAAGGACGAACCUCAGACUGUCCCAGACAUGCAGAGCUUCGGGGAAAGUCCUCCCCUGUCUCCCAUCGACAUGGACAACCAGGAGCGCAUUAAGGCGGAGAGGAAGAAGCUGCGCAACCGGAUAGCUGCCUCCAAAUGUCGCAAACGGAAAUUGGAGAGGAUCUCCAGGCUGGAGGACAAGGUGAAGACCCUGAAGACCCAGAACACUGAGCUGGCCUCCACAGCCAGCGUCCUCAGGGAGCAAGUGGCUCAGCUAAAGCAGAAGGUGAUGAACCAUGUCAGCAGUGGAUGUCAGCUUUUACCAAACCAGGUCCAGGCUUAUUGAAUUUCUGGCUUUAUGGUGGUCUUGUAAUGUCCCGGUGAUGUGUGUGUGUGUGGAGAAACAGUGGCCAUGUGAACCUUAAACUCCUCUGUAGAGACUUGUUGCGGUGCCAACCUCAGAUACAAGGCAGUAGGAGAAGCAUCUGGAGAUGUUUUCUCAGCAAAGGUCCAGGUGAGAACUGCGGGUCAACUGAAAAAGACAGCAGCAAUGAAAGACUAGCUGUGGCCUCCUCAGAUUCAGGAAGAUGUGGCAGUGUUAUGCAGCAAAUCUAAGGUGUGGGGCUUAUUUUUAUUUUUUUUUAAACAGGUCCUCAUGUAGCAAAAUAGUGCUAUCCAUUUGAGUGACGUCGGAUGGUGUGACUUUGUGCAUUAAGCUGGACAAUUUCUCAAAAAGAGAGUGCAACCAAACACCAGGGUGUCACCCAAGGCUGGCACCUACUGACUAAUGAAACGCCUUACUUGUUUACAAGCACCUAGCAAUGACAAAUAUAUAUAUAUAUAUAUUUUUCUUUACCGAGACAUUUCUUAUUUGAUGUAUGGUCUUAUCUCUAUUUGUUUUUUCUUUCCUUUCCUUUUUUUUUUUUUUUGCCAAAAAUUGAACUCUGCAUGUCUUGUUGCUUUUGUGUACAGUUGCAAUUGUAUUUUUCAGGAUGGUGGUUGGUGCUGUUCUGGUUCUGCAGGACACCAAUGUCCAAUGAUGUAUGUCUACAUUCUGAAUAACCAUGUUUAUCUAUGUGUAAUGGACUUUCAAGUCUCUCCCUGACAUUUAUUAAAGUCACUACAUUACUUUAA